This is a messenger RNA of Alosa alosa (allis shad), 1962 nucleotides long. RefSeq names its product ankyrin repeat and SOCS box containing 18 (gene asb18). Gene Ontology annotation, biological process: intracellular signal transduction; neuronal action potential; negative regulation of delayed rectifier potassium channel activity. The coding region runs from base 1 to 1704 and encodes 567 amino acids. The transcript has 7 exons. The record is from RefSeq and is a predicted model, not a curated record. Gene Ontology annotation, molecular function: transmembrane transporter binding. Lineage: Eukaryota; Metazoa; Chordata; Actinopteri; Clupeiformes; Clupeidae. Gene Ontology annotation, cellular component: membrane; synapse; axon initial segment.
AUGGGCUCCAUCAUAUCCUCCUCUUUGACCAUCAGCAUGGGAGCUCCGCAAGGUUGUGUUCUGAGCCCUCUCCUCUACUCCUUGUAUACGCAUGACUGUGUGGCUACACACAACACCAACACCAUCAUCAAGUUUGCAGAUGACACCGCUGAAAUCGGUUUAAUCACAAACAAUGACGAAACAGCCUACAGAAAAGAAAUCAACAACCUCAUGAAUUGGUGUAAAGGAAACAACUUGUCUCUGAAUGUGUCCAAGACAAAGGAAUUGAUAGUUAACUUCAGGCGGAAAGAACAACAGUUUGAAGCCAUUAACAUCAAUGGUGAGACAGUGGAGAGGGUGAGAGACUUUAAGUUCUUUGGCGUUACCAUCUCAGAAGACCUCACCUGGGACAGUCACACUCAGCACACUUCUUCGGAUCACUGCGGAGCACUGGUUGGACCGGGUUGGGUCACUAACGUGGCCACCAGAGAGGCGUGCAGAGGUAAAGUUCCAGGGCGGGACUUCCUGUGCCCCCCGGUGCUGGAGGAGCUGCUGCAACACGGACUUCCUGCCAGAGAGGAGCUCAACCAGACGCUCGAGUUCCAGAGCGACGAACUCCGCUGGACCGCGCAGAAAAGGGGCCUGUGGUCUCUUGAGUACAGACGGGAGCUGACCAGUCCUCUGUGUGUCGCCGCGGCAACGGGCUACAGUGACUGUCUGCGGUUCUUGCUGGAGCACGGCGCUCGGCCGAACCUGCUGACCGGCGGUCGCACGGCGCUGCACGAGGCGUGUGUGAACAACGCCACCGAAUGUGCCACGCUGCUGCUGGAGCAUGCCGCUGACCCCAACCAGCUCACCGAGGAGGGCCUGGCCCCGCUGCACCUGUGCACACACGCCGAGUCACUACGCUGUGCUAAGCUGCUGGUGCGCCACGGCGCCAAGGUCAAUGUGCUGAGCGAGGACGAGGACGAGGAGACUCCGCUGCACGUGGCGGCCCGACGCGGCCUGCCCCAGCACGUCCAGCUGUACCUGCGCUACGGCGGCCAGGUGCGCCAGCGGAGCACCCGCGGGGAGACGGCCCUCGGUGCGGCCUGUGGCGCCGAGCGCUUCCACAGUGGGGACGAGGAGGAGGACAGGUACGUCCAGGUGUGCAGCCUCCUGCUGGACUACGGCGCUGAUGUUAACCAGGUGGACGAGGAUCGCCGUGGCCCGCUGCACAAGGCCGCUCGCAACGCACAGCACCAGCUGGUGGAGCUGCUCCUGGAGCGAGGCGCGCAGGUCAACGCGCUGGACUACAACGGCUGCUCUCCGCUGAGCAACGCGCUGCAGAACGCCAUGGUCAGGCAGCGGUGCCGGCCGCACACCGUCGUCCAGAUGCUCCUCAAUCACGGAUCCAUCAAUGUGUGGCCUGGGGCUCUGCUCAAGGUGCUGGUGUGUUGUGCAUUAGCCCCUAAAACGGUGGAGAUCGUGUUCAACUCCUACGAUAUGAUGCCCGUUACAUACAAAUGGCUUGCGGCCAUCCCAGAGGAGGCACAUCAGAUGCACCCGACCUUUUACGGGUCCCUGUUUGCUCUGGAGAACACGGCACGCAGCCUCCAGCACUACUGCCGCUCGGUGCUGCGGAGGCAUUGUGAGGGGCACUGCCACAGGAUCUUUCCUCAGCUCCCCAUUCCAAAGACCCUGAAGAACUAUCUGCUGCUGGAACCACAGGGCUUUGUAUAUUAGGCCGAGCAGUAGGAAACUGGUAGGAAACUGGUAGGAAGCUGGUAGGAAGCUGGUAGGAAACUGGUAGGAAACUAGUAGAGAACUGGUAGGGAACUGGUAGGAAACUGGAAGGAAACUGGUAGGAAGCUGGUAGGGAACUGGUAGGAAGCUGGUAGGGAACUGGUAGGGAACUGGUAGGAAGCUGGAAGGAAACUGGUAGGAAACUGGUAGGGAACUGGUAGGAAGCUGGUAGGAAACUGGUAGGAAACUGGUAGGAAG